Molecule: messenger RNA, 1674 nt
Organism: Melospiza georgiana
Lineage: Eukaryota; Metazoa; Chordata; Aves; Passeriformes; Passerellidae
Gene: HABP4
Product: hyaluronan binding protein 4
Exons: 8
Coding region: 39-1196 (385 amino acids)
Biological process (GO): positive regulation of RNA splicing; positive regulation of translational initiation
Cellular component (GO): nucleus; cytoplasm
Molecular function (GO): RNA binding
Source: RefSeq, a predicted model, not a curated record
GCGCAGGGGGCGGUCGGGGAGGUGAGGCGGCCGCGCGGAUGAUGGCGGGGCUGGCGGGCAGCCCGGUGGGUGCCGUCAUGCAGGAGAACUUCGGGUGCUCCGUCGCCAAUCGCUUCUGCCAGCUCCUGGACGACGAGUCGGACCCGUUCGAUGUCCUGCGCGAGGCCGAGCGCCGCCAGCAGCAGAGGAGGAAGCGCGAUGAGGCGGCAGCCGUCGCCAAGAGAGCCGUGCCCGGCGGCCGGGCGGGCAGCGGCAAGAGGGAGACCCAGAAGGAGCGCAGGCAGCCGGAGAGCUCCCCUGCACCCUACCCUGCGGCGCCGCCGCAGCCAGGCCCAAAGCGAGUUCCCAGGCAUGAAGAACAACAAGGGUUCAGUAACAGAGGCAUGGAGGGGAAACAGGACAAAACUGAAUGGAGACCAUCUUUCAGGAAAUACCGCUAUGGAGCACAAAGACAAGUGGAAUUCUCAGUGGAACGACCAGUGGAAAGAUUAGACUAUGAAAGACCAAUAAGAGGCCGUGGUGGGGGAAGAGGCAGAAUGAGAGGUAGAGGAAGAGGUGGUGGAUUAAUUGGAAGUUUUGAUGGGUUUGACCAAAGAAGAAAACGUGAACCAGAAAGACAAAGUGGGAAUGAUAAAACAGGUGUGAAAGCAGAUGACAAAAAGGGUGGAGGUGGACCUCGCAACUACAGAACAGUGACAGAUGGUAUAAGUGGGAAGGAGCAGACUGCAUCUAUGGAGGAGACUGCAGAAACUCCUGAACAGCGAGGGACAUCUGAAGGAGAGCCUCUGAGCAAAGCUGCUGAAGGAGAGCCAAUGGAAGAAGUGGUUCAAGAAAUGACAUUAGAUGAGUGGAAAAGUCUUCAGCAACGGAAUCGACCAAAGCCUGAAUUCAAUAUCCGGAAGCCAGAAUCCACUGUUCCUCCCAAAGCAGUGGUGAUUCACAAGUCAAAAUAUAGUGACGAUUUGCAAAAAGAAGACUUUGAAGAUAAUUCUCAUGUCUUUCGAAAACCAGUGAAUGAUAUAACUUCUCAGCUGGAUAUUAAUUUUGGGAGUCUUCCUCGCCCUGGCUAUGGAAUCAGAGGAGCACGAGGUGGUCGUGGCAGAAGACCUGAAGAGACAGUACCUCGACCAGAAGUAAUGGUGCAGCUUGUUGCUCCAAAUCCUGAUGAUCCUGAGGAUUUUCCAGCGUUAGCUUGAGGACCCAUCGUGAAUGGUGGUAUCUCAAAGUUCCUUUGUAACUGUGAAGAGACCCGUUCUAUGCUGGUGUGGAUUAAGGAAGCCAGUUUCCUUCUGGAAAGUUGUUUGAGUGUUUGGUGUGGAAUGAUUGCAGCUGUCUGCUAAUAGAGUUGUGUUAUGGAGAUAUGGGUGGAUUGGGAUCCUGUCACAGGCUCCAAUGUCUGCCUCCAUUUAGAAAACCUAUGGGAAGGCUUACAGUACUUCCCUACUUGGCUUCAAGUGAAGUUAAAAGGGAAGAGUGUUUAAAAAUGUAUAUAUAGAGAUUAUAUCAAGUUCUCCAUGACACCAUGAUGAAAUAUAAACUGUACAACACAAUCCCCAAUUGGGACUCAAUUUCACUGUAUAUUUGAAAGUUGUUUCCUUUGAGUGAAGUGUAUAUUUCAGACAAUCAAAAGUUCCAGUUUUUCAGAGUUUCACAAAUAAAGAAAAGUGCACAUUG